GGAGGGGGUGGCACCACCACCCGGCUGGUCGAGAUCGUCUCUCUCCUGGAUGGAACCAAACUGUAUCCAAUCAACCAUGGCGCUAGGACUGUCUUCCAAGAAAGCAUCGUCCAGGAACAUUGCAGUGGAAAGGAAAAACCUGAUUACCGUCUGCAGAUUCUCUGUGAAGACCCUGUUGGAAAAAUAUACGAUAGAACCCAUUGACGACUCAUCAGAGGAGUUUGUGAACUUUGCUGCCAUCCUAGAGCACAUACUCAGCCAUCGCUUCAAAGGAGACCAUGGUCCUGUCAGUUGGUUCAGUUCCGAUGGGCAACGUGGCUUCUGGGAUUAUAUCCGCCUGGCCUGCAGCAAACUCCCGAAUAACUGUGUCAGUAGCAUUGAAAACAUGGAAAACAUCAGCACCUCCAGAGCCAAGGGCCGAGCAUGGAUCCGCGUGGCACUGAUGGAGAAGCGCAUGUCUGAGUAUAUUGCCACAGCACUGCGGGACACCAGAACCACCAGGAGAUUUUAUGAUGAUGGGGCAAUCAUGCUGAGAGAGGAAUCAACUGUCCUCACAGGGAUGCUGAUUGGACUCAGUGCCAUAGACUUCAGUUUCUGCUUGAAAGGGGAAAUCAUGGAUGGCAAGACACCUGUAGUGAUCGAUUAUACUCCAUAUCUGAAGUUUACACAGAGUUACGAUUACCUAAGUGAUGAGGAGGACCGCCGCAGUUUGGAGAGCAGCACAAGUGAGGACAGUUCUCCUGACCACCCCUAUCUACCGCUAGUGACUGCUGAAGACAGCUGGUACAAUAAAUGGCGCAAGAUGGAGCAGAAGUUUCGCAUUGUAUAUGCACAAAAGGGCUACCUGGAGGAGUUAGUGCGGUUGCGAGAAUCACAACUGAAGGAUCUGGAGGCGGAGAACAAACGCCUGCAGUUGAGGCUGGAGGAGGUGAAGGUGCAGAAUCAGUUAGAGAAACGGGAGCUGGAGGGUAUAAUUCUGGAACUACAGGAACAGCUACUCCCCUCCUCCUGCUCUGCCCCCAGGACGGGCCUCAUCCCCUCGGACAACAACCAGUUUGCCCAACUCUCCAAAGCAAUGGCUGCACCCUUGGUGAACCAAUGGCCCUCUUUGGGUACUCUGAAUGGCAAUGAAGGUUCCUCGGAAGCCAAAAUGUACAGAAGGCACAGCUUCAUGAGCACAGAACAGCUGUCAGCAGAGAUCAGCCUGAGUUCGGAUUCCCAAAGGAUGGGUGAAGGAAAGCAUGAAGGAGAACCUUGGGGGCCACUGGGAAAGGAUCCGACUCCAUCGAUGCUGGGCCUCUGUGGAUCUUUGGCCUCCCUGCCUAGUUGCAAAUCCUUACCCAGUCUAAAAUCCAACGAGUGCCUGGUGAGCGACAGCGUUGAACCCAGUCCUGCUCAGAGCCCCAGCUGAGACAUCAGACAACUGUUCCUGCAAACUACAAGAUGCCUGUGGGGGAGCUGAGAUCGCUGGCAGGCAAAAUGAAUGGAGCCCCUUAUGCUUGGGGGAGGGCAACUGAACCUUUCACCCAGCCUGAUGCAAUAGGGCAACAAGCCCACAUCCUCAACCGAAUACUCUUAGAAAAACACAGACUCUCUUCCUUAAAGUCGGAUGAGGGAAAUGCUUAGAACCUCUUCCCUGGUCAGGAUUUAAAAAGAAAAAGAAAAAAAGAGCAGCACACCUGUUGGAUGUUGGGAGGAUUGCCUGCCAAAAGCGCUUUUGUAAAAUGAUGCUGUGUACAUUAUAUGUAAUAUACAUUAUAUGUAAUAUAUAUGAUUGAGAUUGCUGAAAGACAACUGCUUCUGGGGAGGAAAAAGUCCUC
This is a messenger RNA of Elgaria multicarinata webbii, 1820 nucleotides long. It is a transcript of the gene RUNDC3A, whose product is annotated as RUN domain containing 3A. The transcript has 11 exons. The coding region runs from base 50 to 1411 and encodes 453 amino acids. NCBI's taxonomy places the organism in Eukaryota, Metazoa, Chordata, Lepidosauria, Squamata, Anguidae. The record is from RefSeq and is a predicted model, not a curated record.